CGCACAUACAUGCUAUAUAGCUUCCACAUAAAUGAAAAUUUCCAGAGGCUGAUUGCGUUUUGGGUAACUUCUUGCUUAACACUGACACCGACCUACCACGCAAGGUGCACCGUGAUUCGCUCCAAUUUUGGGUUUCAAUGCAGUGGUUGGAUUAUGUUGCAAUGGGCUCUAUUUUGCUUUUGCUCAGAGUGCGGUCUGACGUACGUACAUAUGGCCGUCCACCCUACGAGCCCCUCCCGACUCCCUGUAUUCUGAGGAUCUGGCACAAGUACAAAUAACUUUGGUGUUUGUAUCGCUUUUCCGAAUCUUACCCUGGUGUCACUACUAUAUUGUGGUAUCACCGCCAUGUGUGGACUGACAGCCUUCUUCACUGUUGAGGGAGAACCCAGCUGCGAACAAUGUUCCAAUGACACUUCUCGUCUAGAGCGACAGAUGCAGGAAAGCCUGGACCUAGUUAACCAUCGAGGUCCGGACGCACGUGGUUCUUGGUUCAGCCCUGAUCGUCAAGUUGGCAUGGGACAUGUUCGACUCUCAAUCCGCGAUUUGAGUCCUGCAGGUAACCAGCCUUUCCACGACAGCGAGGACGCUAUUCAUGCUGUCGUCAACGGAGAACUCUAUUACCACGAGCAGUAUCGAUCAGAACUGGCCCAGGAGUACAAGUUCAAAGGUAACAGCGACUGUGAGAUUGUCAUUGCGCUCUACCAGCACUACGGGAUCUCGUUCCUCAACAAAUUAAGGGGCGAGUUCGCUCUUGUGCUUUAUGAUGCGAACCGCAACCUAUUCCUUGCGGCCCGGGAUCGGUACGGCAUCAAAUCGCUGUAUUAUACUCUCGUCGGUAAUCGGCUUUUAGUCGCAACGGAAAUGAAAUCGUUCCUGCCUUUUGGUUGGAAGCCAGAGUGGGAUAUCACGAGUAUCAGGGAAAAGUCCUGGCUAUUUGACUCACGAAUAUUUUUCAAAGGAGUGCAUAGACUCGCUCCCGGUCAGUAUAUGAUCAGUCAGAGUUUCAUGCCCCCUGAGGUGAGAACGUACUGGGACACUGAGUAUCCAGAUAAAAAAACGGUAUACCCGCAGUCCGAAGAUGAAGCCAUCGAGAGAGUUAGGGAGCUCAUGCUUGAUGCUGUUCGACUCCGACUGCGUGCCGAUGUAGGAGUAGGUAUCUAUUUGAGUGGAGGCCUAGACUCGUCUGCCAUAGCAGGAAUGGCUGUAAAGCUUGUCCGGGAAGGAAAUAGACUUGGAAAUGACAUGAGUGGCGAGCGUGCUAAGAUUAGCUGCUUCACGGUCCAAUUCGAAAAAGACAGUGGGUUCGACGAGUCAGAUAUCGCGCAGCGAACGGCCGAGUGGUUGGGCGUCGAAUUUCAUUCUGUAUACAUGGAUGAGGAGGCUAUUGCUUCGAGAUUCGAGGACACAGUCUGGUACAGUGAAACGCCAGCCCCGAAUGUCAAUGGAAUGGGACGGCUGGCGGUAGCUGAGGCCGCUCAUGCCAAUGGGAAAAGGGUUAUUCUUACCGGCGAGGGUUCCGAUGAACACUUCGCAGGCUAUCAUGACUUUCUGCCUAAUUUUCUUCUGGAGCCUGACUUUUCAUGGCCACCAUCCUUGGCUAAGCAUGGUGAUAUUGCGGAUGCUUGGAAAGUUAUGGAGGAAAGAAACCAAAUAAUCCCGACAGACAUGGCCGAUACGUCUGCGCCAACAAAGCGUAUGCUCAACAAUACCACCUUAUACAGCCGUCUAGGCUCAUUUAACGAUUUGCCAUACCUGUCAUGGACAGAUCGGUUUGCGCUCAGAACGCCAGCCACGGCAUUUGCAGAGAGCUUUGGCGCACAUGUCCUUAACAAAAUGGUAGAGAAGUGGCAUCCUCUUAACUCGGUACAAUACCAAUGGACGAAAUCCGUGCUCGCGAACUAUAUCCUCCGCUGGGUGGGUGAUAAUAUAGAUAUGGUCCACCAGAUCGAGACGCGACCGCCAUUCCUAGACCAUCAUGUUACAGAAUACGCGAAUAAUAUCCCACCAAGCCUCAGAAUCAAAUACGAUCCUGCGAGUAAAACCUUCCGCGAAAAAAGUAUUUUGCGUGAAGCAAUGAAGCCCUUUGUCACAGAGGAAAUCUAUAACCGUACAAAGCACCCGUUUGUCGGACCAUUUACGUACCAAGCGGAUGGCCCCGUGCACAAGGUCUUGAAGCGGCUGUUGACACAAGAAAAUGUUAAUCAGCUGGGAUUUCUCGAUUGGGACCGGGUGCAAGGACAUCUUGCAAAGGCAUUCCGCGACAAGGAUGGCUUGUGCUUCCAGAGAGCAUUCUGCGCGGCCCAAUACGUUGUCUUAGGCCAAAAGUUCGGUGUCAAGAAGGCCCUAGAUCCCGGGUGCAUCCAUAAGCCAAUCAAGGAGGUAACAAGCAUCUCCUAG
Molecule: messenger RNA, 2397 nt
Organism: Aspergillus alliaceus
Lineage: Eukaryota; Fungi; Ascomycota; Eurotiomycetes; Eurotiales; Aspergillaceae
Product: asparagine synthetase B family protein
Exons: 6
Coding region: 346-2397 (683 amino acids)
Cellular component (GO): cytosol
Molecular function (GO): asparagine synthase (glutamine-hydrolyzing) activity
Source: RefSeq, a predicted model, not a curated record